Molecule: messenger RNA, 996 nt
Organism: Didymosphaeria variabile
Lineage: Eukaryota; Fungi; Ascomycota; Dothideomycetes; Pleosporales; Didymosphaeriaceae
Exons: 2
Coding region: 1-996 (331 amino acids)
Biological process (GO): protein N-linked glycosylation
Cellular component (GO): mannan polymerase complex
Molecular function (GO): alpha-1,6-mannosyltransferase activity
Source: RefSeq, a predicted model, not a curated record
AUGUCUGCGCUUGCCUUCAUAUCUAAUGUUGCCUCGUCGCGGCGGUACCUCCUCGUCGGCUGUCUGAUCGUAUUCUCGUUUUUCCUGCUGUCUACGCAUGUAUAUCAGAUUCACAACGAGACCUUGUUGUUCACCCCGUACCAUGCCUCGUGUACCUCGAUGGACGGAAUCGCCAACGCGACGUGGCCCCGCAAGCUGUGGCAGAGCUGGAAAGACGACUCGGAGGAUCCCACCCCACGCACAGAAGGCCUCAGCCACGAAUGGCGCGAGAUAAACCCCGAGUUCCGCUACGAGCGCAUCACCGACGCAAACGAAGACGCCUACGUCGUCGAUAACUUCCCCAAGGUCGUCUCCGACCUGUUCACCAGCCUGGACAACGCCGUCAUGAAGGCCGACUACCUGCGCUACCUCAUCCUCCUCAAGGAAGGCGGCGUCUGGGCCGACAUCGACGUCAAAGCGCGCAAGCCCGUAAAGAACUGGAUCCCAGACCAAUACAAAGACGAAGUCAACGUCAUAAUCGGCGUCGAGCGCGACGAAAACCACAACAAAAUCUGGGACGGCCAGCCCUACUCCAUCCAACUCGCGCAGUUCGUCCUCAUGGCCAAACCAGGCCACCCCAUCAUCGAAGAACUCGUGCAUCUCACGGAAAAGAACCUCCGCAAGCUGGUCGCCUCGCACCACGCCGGCGAGAGCGCCUCCUUCCCCGACAUCAUGGGCACGACCGGGCCCUGGACCUUCACUAAGAUCUUCAUGGACUACUUCACCACCGUGACGGGGGUGCCGCACACGGGCGACGAGAUGACGCACAUGGAGACCCCCAUGCUCAUCGGCGACGUGCUGGUCAUGCCCAAGAUAGCGUUCGGCAGCCUGGGCGACAUCUCAGACGACCAUCCCGACGUGCUCACCAAGCACUUCUUCAUCGGGUCGUGGCUGUGCAAGGACGGCAAGAUGAUCGAGGGGUCGCCCGUUGACCCCAAGGUCUGCGAGGGCACGUAG